Molecule: messenger RNA, 639 nt
Organism: Cavenderia fasciculata
Lineage: Eukaryota; Evosea; Eumycetozoa; Acytosteliales; Cavenderiaceae
Exons: 5
Coding region: 1-639 (212 amino acids)
Source: RefSeq, a predicted model, not a curated record
AUGUUUACAUUGUCUGCUUUAAAGUGGUCACGUAUUGUAGCAACACGAUUUGAUCUUAGGAUGUCCUAUGUAAUCAUAAUUCUUCUUUUUAUCAUCGGUGAUUUCUUUUUAUAUGCAUCACAUGCACCUCGUGAUCCAUCUCUACCAAAUAUUCUUACACUAUUCAAACUACAUGUUUUAAAUUUAAAUUCACUUGUUAUCUCAAACGAUCUUGGAAUCACAUCGAUUCCUGUUGGUUUCCCAUUUGGUAUGACAAGUUUACAAAAUUUUGAUAUUUAUGCACCAAAUUUAGUACAAAUAGAUUAUAAUUCAUUUAAAUCGAAUAGUCCACUCAUUUCACUUAGAACCGGUGGAUCUCCAUUAAACUCUGUGGUACCUUUGGCCUCUUCAAUUACAUUUCGUCGGCUCACGACCAUUUCCCAUGGUUUUACCCUUUCAGCUCCACUAACUUUGGCUUUUCAUCAAGAUUAUUUCCCAGCUCUUCUUUCCAUUGAAAUUGGGUCGACUGGAAAUAACAAGAUUACAACACCUCUAGCAGCAGUAAUUAAUAGUAGCUCAAUUACCCAAGUUACCUGGUAUGUAAUGAAAGGAGGAAGAGAAGGAGGAGGAGGAGGAGGAAGAGGUUCUGUAGUACUAUAG